AUGGCCCGACGUAUCUUAAGGCUCGGUGCGCCGAUCGGCGCGCUGGCGACCGGCGCCCUCGCUGGGGCGAGCCGGAAGGCGAGCAGCGCAGCGGCUCCAGAGCACUUUGACUUUCUGGUGAUCGGCGGCGGCAGCGGCGGCGUCGCCUCGGCGCGCCGCGCCGCGAUGUACGGCAAAAGGGUGGCCAUCAUCGAGCGCGGGCCCGAUCGAGACCAGCACGGGCAGCGGCGCGGCGGCGGCUACGGCGGCACUUGCGUCAACGUCGGCUGCGUGCCGAAGAAGCUAAUGUACACGGCGGCGGCGCACUUUGAGGCGGCAGAGACCGCGCCCGGGUACGGCGUGGAGAUGGGCAAGCCACGGCUCGAUUGGGGCGCCCUCGCGGCCAAGCGCGAUGCGUACGUCGCGCGCCUCAACGGCAUCUACACGCGGAACCUCGACAACGCCGGCGUGACCCACGUCGAGGGCCUUGCGCGCUUCGUCGCGCCUCGCGAGGUCGAGGUCGCAGGCGCCCGCUACUCUGCCGACCACGUCCUGAUCGCGGUCGGAGGACGGCCGGCGACGCCUCCCAUCCCGGGCGCGGAGUACUGCAUCUCGAGCGACGGGUUCUUCGACCUCAAGGCGCAGCCGGAGAAGGCGCUCGUCGUCGGCGCGGGCUACAUCGCCGUCGAGCUCGCGGGCAUCCUGCAGGCUCUGGGCUCCUCGUGUCUAGGAACCCUUGCGUUCCCGCGAUGCGCCGCUGCACUGCACAAGACCGCACUGCACGGGACCGCACGCGGCCUCCUCCGCUCCUCGUGCCCGCCCGCCUCCAGGCUGGCGAGCGGCGAGAGGCUCACGUCGCUCGACUGCGUCUUGAUGGCGAUCGGGCGGACGCCGGUCACGGCCGAGCUCGGGCUCGAGGCGACCGGCGUCCAGCUGGACGGCAAGGGGCGAGUGGUCGAGACGGGCGUCUCCGGCCUCUACUGCCUCGGCGACGCCUCCACCUCCGGCUUCGAGCUGACGCCCGUCGCGAUUGCCGCCGGCCGCCGCCUCGCCGACCGCAUCUUUGGCGGCGCGGCCGACGCAAAGUUCGAGCGUGCGCCAACUACAGACACCUCUCUCGGGGCUCUGGCCUGGGCUUGGCCUGGGCUGAGGCGCCCAACUCCCACCGCCGAGCAGGCGCGCGAGGCGUACGGCGACGCGAACGUCAAGGCGUACAAGUCGGUCUUCAAGCCGAUGCACUUUGCGCUGUGCGAGGAGGAGGCCAAGAAGCCGAUGGCGAUGAAGCUCGUCUGCGCCGGCGAGGAGGAGCGCGUCGUCGGCCUCCACGUGAUCGGCAUCGCGGCGGACGAGAUGCUGCAGGGCUUUGCCGUGGCCGUCAAGAUGGGCGCCACCAAGGCGGACUUUGACCACGCCUGCGCCAUCCACCCGACGGCCGCGGAGGAGUUUGUGACGAUGGGGCCGUGGGGCGCCAAGCCGGAUGGGCAGGGCGGCAUCGUCCCCACGCCCGUGCCCAAGGGGAGGUGA
Messenger RNA from Emiliania huxleyi CCMP1516, 1503 nucleotides. Its product is annotated as glutathione reductase. The coding region runs from base 1 to 1503 and encodes 500 amino acids. Gene Ontology annotation, biological process: glutathione metabolic process; cell redox homeostasis; cellular response to oxidative stress. The transcript has 6 exons. Gene Ontology annotation, molecular function: glutathione-disulfide reductase (NADPH) activity; flavin adenine dinucleotide binding. Gene Ontology annotation, cellular component: cytosol; mitochondrion. The record is from RefSeq and is a predicted model, not a curated record. Lineage: Eukaryota; Haptophyta; Isochrysidales; Noelaerhabdaceae.